CGAACUUAAGAUUUAGAAUGCGCGCCAAAGUAUGGGUAUAAAGAGUCCGAAGUUUAUAAUUAGAGAUUUAGCAAAGUAAAUAUACGAAUACAUGUUUUGAAAAGUUAUUAAUUAAAUUAUUAAACGAUGCCAUUAAUAAAGAAACCCAUGCGUUAUGCACAUCCUGAAGGACACACGCAUGUUUGUUAUUUUACGGGUGAAAAGGGAGGACUUGUUACUUGUGGAUCAGAUGGAGAUGUUAGAUCCUGGUUGAACUUGAUGGAUGAUGAUCCAGCUGCAAGCUGUGUCUCUGAACAGGCUAUAUCAGUUAUAUCAAAGAAUGGAAAAAUAUUUGUCGGCAAUGACAAUAAUAUUGUUCAAAUACUUAAUUAUCCUGAUCUUGAAAAAGAAGGAAUAGUCACUAGGUUUUCAGCCCCUGUAUCAGCAUUAGCAACAUCAAAAAAUAGUAACAUUAUAGUAUCAGGGUCUUGUGAUAUGAGAAUUCAAGUUACUGAUAUUAGUACAUCAAAUAACAUAGAGCUGUUAGGGCAUGAAGCUCCUAUAUUGGGUCUAUCAUUGGAUCCCAAAGAAGAAUUUGUGGCAUCAUCAAGUGCAGAUGGAUCAGUACGUGUAUGGAGUAUUAAACAAAAGAAAGCUAUAAAUAUUUGGCCUAAUAUUGUACCCAAAUGUAACUCAUUUUUUUUGGCUAAAACAUAUGGUGUACCCUCAUUUCACCCUAAAGAUGGAAGUUGUCUUGCAUAUCCAUCUUCAAGGGACAUAGUUAUAGUGGAAAGAUCUUCUUGGAAGGAAUUAUUUCGUUUAAAGUGCAUUAAUAUAAAAAGUGAAAUUAGUAUUUGUAAAUUUUCUGAAUGCGGUACAUUAUUAGCUGCUAGUUCAGUAAAUGGAGAAAUAAUUGUUUGGAAUACACAAACAAAGGAAUUAAUUGGCUAUAUUGAACACCAACAAAAUUCCAAAAUUACUGCAUUAUGUUGGAAUAUUGAUAAACCAGAUGAGAUAGCAUUCUGUGAUUCUUUGGGUCAAUUAGGAUGUGUAGAUGUGAUAUUCGAUGAUAAGUCAACAAGUAAUGUGCUAAAUGUAGAAACAAACGGAGAUAUUAGAGAUAAUGAUACUGAUAUGUUAGGAGAUGAUGAUGAUAAUGAUGAUGGAGAAAAUGUUAUAUCUUUAAGUAAAAUUAAAGCAUCAGUAGAUAAUGAAGAUGAUAAAAGUCAAUCUGAUGCAGCAUCUGAAAAAUCACAACAUGAUGUAAAUGUUCUUCCAUCUGAAAUUCAUUUACAACCACCAUUUCAACCUGGCUCAUCUCCAUUACAUUUACUAUCCCGUUUUAUGGUUUGGAAUGAUACUGGUAUGGUAAGAUGUUUUACUUCUGAAGAUGGUGAUGAAUGUAGUAUUGAAGUAGAGUUUCAUGAUGUGACGAUCCAUCGUAGUAUGCAUAUUAAUAAUUACUUAAGGCAUACAAUAGCAGCUUUAUCAUCCCAAGCAUUGGCACUAAAUUGUCCAUCAAGUAGUGAUACACAAAGUAAACUUGUUGUAAUAUCAUUACAAGGCUGGGGGUCUGGAAACAAAGAAUGGUCGUUAAAUCUUCCUGAGGAUGAGGAAGGACAAUGUAUCGCUGCUGGUGAUAAUUUCGUAGCACUUGCAACGUCUAAGAGAUAUUUAAGAAUUUUUACAGUCGCCGGAACGCAGCGUGAAAUGAUAGCUUUACCAGGUCCUGUGGUGGCAAUGAAUGGACUCAAAAAUAAUCUAGUGGUUACUUAUCACAGUGGGAUAGGAGUGUCAGGUGAUCAAUGCAUGAAUUUACUAUGGAUUCAAAUUCGUAGAUUGACCUUACAUAGUCAAACGCUAUGUCUCCCAUUAUCACCUUCAUCAGAACUUAUGUGGUUAGGACUUUCUGAUCUUGGAUCUCCAGUUUUAAUGGAUGCUGAUGAUAUUAUUAAAGUUUAUAAUAAAAGAUCUUCUUUGUGGAAAGUUGCUAGUAAUAUGAAUGGGCAGUCCAAGGGUAAAGCAGAUCAUUAUUUUAUAAUUGGAAUUUCUGAGCAACACGGUAUGGCGCGUUGCGUUUUAUGCAAAGGAAGUCAUUAUCCCCCAACUACACCGCGUCCUGUCAUCGCAGAAACAUCAUUAACUCCACCGCUUUGUGAAUUUGAAAGCGAAAAGACAGAAAAAGAAUUGAAAUUAUGGAAGUUGGGAAGUGAUCCAUUAGAAGAAGAUGAAGCAAUGCUGUCUCUUAUUGCGCUCGCUUGCCAGAGCAAUUUGGAAUAUCGAGCAGUAGAACUUUGUGAACAAAUGGCAUCAGAGAAGGUUAUAGAAUUAGCAAUUAAAUAUGCACGAAGAAUAAACCGAAUAGCUUUAUCUAAUAAAUUAGAAUCAAUUGCUGAUAUAAAAGAGGAAGAAAAGGAAAAAGAAGUAGAGAAUAAGAACAACGAUGAAGAAGAAAUAAAAAGCGACAAUGAACUUCUAGAUAAUGAUCUUAAUGCAUCAACAAUCUUAUUACCUAUUAAAAAGCCAGAUAUAGAAAUUAAGCCCUUAUCGAUGAGUGAAACGUUAUCAAUGAAAAGAAAUAAUCCAUUUUUAAAGAGCGGAAAUUCUCCAACUGUAAAAGGAUUAGCUGGAUUAGAUAUUACAUUGGAUAAACCACAAAAACCGGCACCAUUUAUAGUUUCAAAACCGAAGGCGAAACAAGCAAAAGAUGCACCGAAGAAAGAAACAUUUGUUAGUUGGUACGCUAAGAACAAGAAAAGUUUACAGGAAGAGUUUCCUGAAUUAAGUCCUGCAGAUUUAACAAAGGCUGCUUUGGCAAGAUACAAAGAAAAGGAGGUGAUCCCAAAUCGUAAUACGCCUGAAUCUUCGGAAUCGAAAAAGAGGAAAUUGAGCCCUGAAGAUCAUACACCAUUAGAUGUUGUUCAAAAUGCUAUGGGCGUUAUGGGCCUGUGGCACAUCGUCAUUGCUGUAGCACUUUCUCUAGUAAAAUUUCCUGUAGCUUGGCAUCAACUUUCAAUUAUAUUUCUUGCACCACCGACCAAUUUUUCAUGUGCUGCACCAACAUCAAUGACUAAUGAAUCUACAAUAAUGAAAUGUUAUAUAGAUGUAGGAAAUGGUACUAUGGAAAAAUGUACAAGUUUCAAAUACGACAAGCGUAUAUUUAAGGAUAGCAUUAUAACUCGCUGGGACUUGGUCUGUGACCGUGAGCAAUUAGCAAAUUUUUUACAAUCUUGUAUAAUGUUUGGAGUUCUUGUUGGUAAUUUAGUCUUCAGUAUAAUGGCUGAUAGAAUUGGUAGAAAGAAACCCUUGAUGAUUGCAAUAGGACUGCAAUCAAUAACUGGAAUUAUAAGUGCAAUUGUUCCAUGGUAUGAAUUAUUUGUAAUAUUCAAAUUUAUUUCUGCUGUAGCUACAGGUGGUACUAUGCUUGUUAGCUUUGUUUUACUUAUGGAGAUUGUAGGAGUAGAAUGGAGAUCAACUAUGUCGGUUCUUUUCCAUGUGCCAUUUUUACUUGGUCACCUAAUGAAUCCUUUAAUUUCAUACUUAACACGUACAUGGGAUGGUUUUCAAAUGGCAGUUUCUAUACCAUCAAUAUUUUUAUUGUCAUACUACUGGAUUAUACCUGAAUCACCAAGAUGGUUACUUGCCGUUGGUAAAUUAUCAAAAGCAGAACAAAUUUUAAUGAAAGCAGCUGGCAGAAAUAAAAUACCGGUAGAAAAUGUUAAAAUAGCAAUUGAAACAUAUGAAAGUAAUAGAGGAAUUCGUCACAAACAAAAUAAGGAGAAAUACAAUAUUACACAUUUGUUUAGAACACCAAAUCUAAGAUUGAAAACUAUUUGUAUAUGUAUUAAUUGGUUUGUUUGCGGUAGCUGUUUCUUUGGAUUAGCACAGUAUAUGGGUUACAUUGAUGGUAAUAUCUUUGUGAAUGUUGCCAUAUCGGCUGCUGUUGAAGUACCUGGCACUAUAGUAGUUUUACUUUUGAUAUCCCGUGUAUCGCGAUUAAAAAUUUUAAUGGGUGGUAAUCUAUUAUCUGCUUUAAGUUUACUUUCACUGACUGUGAUAACAAAUUCGGAUUAUACAGUAUUUUUAGCUACAUUAGGACUUGCAGGAAUGUCAUUUAGUUUUCCCACAAUAUAUUUAUAUAGCAGUGAAGCAUUUCCAACUGUAGUUAGAAACGUUGGAGUAGGUUUAGGAAGUGUUUGUGCUAGAAUUGGAAGUAUGAUUGCGCCCUAUAUUGCGACUAUGGGAAAGAUUGAACCUUGGUUACCACCAGUAAUAUUUGGAGUAGGACCUUUACUUGGUGCUCUAUUAUGCUUUUUCUUACCAGAAACAAUGAAUUGUGAAUUACCCGAAACCAUUGAGGAUGGAGAAAAUUUUGGAAAAAAGCAAACUAAAAGAAGUAGAACAAAGUAAUAUAUUUAUCAAACAGGAAGAAAAUAAUAUCGUGCUCAAAUUGCUCAACUUUUUCAACGAAACUAUAAUACUUUUUAAUUCACAUUUUUUUGUACUGUUAUACAUAUAUUUUAAUAAAUAAAAUUCUUAUAAAUAUAAUAAAUUAAACUCAAUUAAGUUUAAUAUUUGAAAAAUAUAAUUAUAACAUGGUACGUAUGAUGCUGUAAUUAAUAUUUUAGGGUAGUUUACUAAAUACUGCGUACAACAUUUUAAACGAAAUAGCUUUAUCACGUAUGUACAUUAUUAUUAAAAAUAAUUUUGCUAUACACUAUA
Osmia lignaria (orchard mason bee) is the source of this 4701-nucleotide messenger RNA. Lineage: Eukaryota; Metazoa; Arthropoda; Insecta; Hymenoptera; Megachilidae. The record is from RefSeq and is a predicted model, not a curated record.